Messenger RNA from Drepanopeziza brunnea f. sp. 'multigermtubi' MB_m1, 780 nucleotides. RefSeq lists its product as uncharacterized. Gene Ontology annotation, biological process: spliceosomal complex assembly; peptidyl-serine phosphorylation; regulation of mRNA processing. Lineage: Eukaryota; Fungi; Ascomycota; Leotiomycetes; Helotiales; Drepanopezizaceae. Gene Ontology annotation, cellular component: cytoplasm; nucleus. Gene Ontology annotation, molecular function: protein serine/threonine kinase activity. The record is from RefSeq and is a predicted model, not a curated record.
AUGAACUUCUUAAUCCAAGAUAACGAGCCUGCUACCACUGUCAAGCCCGGCAUCCCAAUCGUCGUCGUAAGCAGCAUCGCCGAAAAGCAGGAACAUGAUACCAAUGCGGGCGAAGGUAAGGAAAUAUUCCAGCGCGCGGAUGACCUCAAGGAGACUAUACAGCCUAUGAGAGAUAAGGGAAAUGAAAAAUUAAGAGACGACGGCAAUCUCUAUAGCAUCUCCAAAUUUGAAAAGGUUAAGGAUGUUGAGUACUACACAAAGGAUGGAUUCCAUCCCAUGUCGAUAGGUGACAAUUUCAAGGAUGGGAAGUACCGGAUUGUCCACAAGCUAAGAAACGAAGCAUUCGCAACCGUCUGGCUAGCUCGCGAUAUAGAAGAGGAACGUUACGUUGCGAUCAAGAUUGCACUAGCGGAUUUCUCGAAGAAAUUUUCAGACAAUCAAUAUUACAUGGAUGCGGAGAGCCGUCAAAGAAUGGCACUGCAACUCGCUCAAACCUUAGCAAUUCUCCAUUCAGCAGAAGUGGAGAUUGUACACAGAGAUCUUACAAGUGCGAAUGUCCUUCUCGAGCUUAAGAGCAUCGAUUCAUACUCCCAAGUUCUCUACGAGACCGCGGAUCUCACUCGGCUUCUUGGACACCGCACUAGCAACAUCCGAGUCAUCGACUUCGGCGAAUCGUUCUUCGUCGACAAGUCACUCGAGGAGAGUGUCGGAACUCCUGCAGAUUUUAGGUCUCCCGAGCUGCUGCUCGAAAAUAAGUGCGGCAAAGGCUCGAACAUCUAG